This is a messenger RNA of Archocentrus centrarchus (flier cichlid), 1811 nucleotides long. RefSeq names its product ubiquitin protein ligase E3D (gene ube3d). Bases 181 to 1383 code for a protein of 400 amino acids. The record is from RefSeq and is a predicted model, not a curated record. Gene Ontology annotation, biological process: protein polyubiquitination; protein monoubiquitination; protein autoubiquitination. Lineage: Eukaryota; Metazoa; Chordata; Actinopteri; Cichliformes; Cichlidae. The transcript has 10 exons. Gene Ontology annotation, cellular component: ubiquitin ligase complex; nucleus; cytosol. Gene Ontology annotation, molecular function: cyclin binding; ubiquitin conjugating enzyme binding; ubiquitin protein ligase activity.
CGGAAUCGUCACGCCGCAGACAAACGCAAACCUCAUAGACUCAGAUUGCUAUAUCAGACAUAUGUGUUUUUGUGUUUGUUCUCCUUUGGAUGCUGUGUUACUGAACAAAGGCAACCCAGCCGCUCUCCAGUUCUGAUAAAUCUGUCAUCUCUCUUGGAUUCUUCCUGCACUUCCCACUGAAUGGCAAACGAGAUGCCAGCCAAAACACGUGGAGUUGGAGUGUUCUUGGAGCUGAGGAAAAGGCUUCAGAGUGGACUGCUUAUUGUGGGGAAAGAUGUGGCCAAGACUCCUGCAGAUGUGGCCGUGACAAGUGGAGAUUCCUCCCUCCACGUCCGGACUCCCAGAGGGGAGCUGUGCCUGACUUUGCCGGCAGGAGUCACCUACGAGCAGGGAUCCUGCAUUCCGACACCUGCGGGAGAAUGCUGCGGCGAGGAGCUUCAUUUCAGACUGCGUAUCAGCGUUGAGCGAAGCACAGAUGAAGAAGCUUCUGCCAGCAUGAUCAAGACACUUCGGGCAAAAGAGGCUUAUUGUUUCUACUGCCAGGGCUGCACGACGAGGCUGCUCGAGGACAGAGUGUUUAAGCGAGUUCUUCCUCUCCCUAAUGGUAACUGGAACGCCAUCGUGGACGACUGGUGUUGCCACCCAGAUCCGUUCGCUAACAAGAAGCUGUUGCCCCGGGCCGAAGAUUGUUUACUGGGCGACUCCUUCGUCCUGUUAGCCCGAGAUGGCAGCUGCGAGCAGACUCUGACAGAGGAAGCGAGUCCUGUGGGCACAGAGGACAGCCAAGAUUCAAAGAAACCUUGCCGCCGACUGACCCUCGUCUCCUGCGCGAGCUGUUCGUCAGUGCUCGGCGAGGCCGUCGCACCAGAGACGCUGAAACUGUACAUCACACAGGUGGUGGUGGAGCCUGCUGUGGGAGACAGAAAGCCAGAAGCUUCACUUAACAGAUCUCUGUUUGUGGAGAGGACGGUGGCAGCCAGGUUGCUGGAGCUGGCUAACUCACUGAAUACCUUCCACUUCUCGGUCCAGACUCCUGAUGGAAAAGCCUUCCUGUUGCUCUGGUUGUUGAACAGCGACUCCAUCACAGCAUCAGUCCCGGAGACGCGUGUCGGGGCCGAGGGGUCCAGCAGCUCCCCUGCUCUUCACAGUCCAUCACCCAGAGCUGCCAGGGCCCUGAAAGUCCUCUACAUAGCCUGCUCCGACACGGGCACCCAGCAGAGAGACAUUGUAACUAGUUGGGAGGUCAAUGCCACAGGACAUCCUGUGGAGCUGCCGCUGAAGGUGUGUGAGGAGCUGCUGCAAGUGAUGGAUGACAGCAACUCAACGCUCCCUGCGUCCAUGCAUUGCAUGAGGUCCUACGAGGUGGCGUACAUGAGGCUGUGAGAUCACAGAUCAGAGACCAGGCCAGCCCAGGACUUCACUCAUCAGUCUUGGUUGCAGCUUUCAAGAAGAACUGGAACAGCCAAAAGUACAUGUGACGUGUUUCUACAAGUUAAGAUCCUGCACAGAUUUCCAAUGUACUGAGACUGGAAUUUACUGUGGCAGCAGGGGAUCGGGGUCGAGGUGGGGCGUGCAGGCUGUAGUUUGUUAAGCAAGUCAAGUUGUGGGUUCUGGUUCCUUCUGUCAGAUGGUUUUAAUGCGUCAUCAUCUGCACACAGAUUCAUGUUGAAACAGGAUGAUGCCAGACUACAUUUGUAGUUCCAAUUAUCUCGAAAUGUAUCACAAUGGUACAAAAGCCUCUGUGUGGUGUGUGUGGUGUGUGUGUGUGUGUGUGUGUGUGUGUGUGUGUGUGUCUCCACAUUUUUUUUACU